GCUUAGACACUAGACGUUGUGACCAAACAUUACUGGACAUUACACCAUCACACAGAAAUAUGCAAAAGUUCGUCCUAACAACAGUACUUAUCGUAUGUGCCCUGCUAGUAAGCCAAGUGACGUGUCAAGAGGCGAUGUUAGAGCCCCCAGACAGGCCCCACAGCUUCAGGACACCAGACCAGCUCAGGAGCUACCUCCGGGCCCUUAACGAAUACUACUCCAUCGUCGGCAGACCACGAUUUGGACGAAGCGUGAACAAGCGAUCCCUUGAAAGUAGUCUCUUCAACACCGAGGAUCUUAACACUGGAGAAUAGACUACCCUGCAUUUGAAGACGAACGUGACCUCUACAUAUGACGCAUGUAAAGCCCCUACAUCAAGAGAAGACAACUCGUUGCUGUGAAUUUCACAGACUUUCCUAUUAUUUAUGGGACACUUUGUAAUUGUUUUUCUAUGUUGCAAUCGUCUACUGUUGUAAGAAGAAAAAUGAAUAAAAAUUGAC
Molecule: messenger RNA, 500 nt
Organism: Mizuhopecten yessoensis (Yesso scallop)
Lineage: Eukaryota; Metazoa; Mollusca; Bivalvia; Pectinida; Pectinidae
Product: pro-neuropeptide Y-like
Exons: 4
Coding region: 60-314 (84 amino acids)
Cellular component (GO): extracellular region
Molecular function (GO): hormone activity
Source: RefSeq, a predicted model, not a curated record